AUGUUACGACCGAUGAGAUUAGGAUUUUUGGCUAUCUUGUCGCUGUUCUUGGUACUUACCCAUCUUCCCAGCGCAAAUACAUCGCCCUUGGAGCCGAAAUUGUCCGAGCGAGACCCGAAUGCCGACCUUGGACUGCAUCUUGGUCAAAUUGACUCUGGAAAACUGGGAGCUGUUGCUAGCGAAAGUUCGAUUUGCUCCCGUCAUGGGUCGGAUAUCUUGAAGAAGGGUGGAAACGCCGCUGAUGCUUUGAUUGCAACUCAAUUCUGUAUUGGCGUCGUUGGAAUGUAUCACAGCGGAAUUGGCGGCGGUGGUUUCAUGCUUGUGAGAUCAGCGAAUGGCAGCUACGAGUUCAUUGAUUUCCGCGAGACGGCUCCAGCUGCAGCUUUCGAGGAUAUGUACAAGAACAACGAGGAUGCUUCCAUUUAUGGCGGACUGGCAAGUGGCGUACCGGGCGAAGUGCGAGGUCUGGAGCACCUGCAUAAAAAAUAUGGCUCUCUUCCAUGGGCAACUCUCAUUGAGCCGGCUAUCCGCACCGCUCAUGACGGCUUCCCAGUGACAGAAGAUCUGGUUAAAUAUAUGAAACAGGCCGUUGGCGACGGAGAAGACUUCCUUUCCAAGAACCCUACAUGGGCAAUUGACUUUGCUCCGAACGGAACUCGUCUCGGGUUGGGAGAUACCAUCACUCGACGCCGGUACGCGGACACUCUGGCGGCGAUUGCAAAGCAUGGCGCGGAAGCGUUCUACUCGGGACCAAUUGCAGAGACCAUGAUCAAUGCGUUGCAGGCCGAGAAUGGUACAAUGACCCUCCGGGAUCUUAGCAACUACACGGUGGCUAUUCGGGAUAUUUCGCAGAUUGACUAUCGCGGCUACAAGGUUACGAGCACGUCCGCCCCUUCCAGUGGAGUUGUCGCUAUGAGUAUCUUGAAGAUUCUUGCGACAUAUAAGGGAUUCUUUUCGACCAAGGAAUCCGUGAACUUGAGUACACACAGGAUGGACGAAGCCAUGCGAUUUGGAUAUGGUCAGAGAUCCAAUUUGGGAGAUCCCAUGUUCGUUGAUGGCGUGGCCGAGUAUGAGAAGCAAAUGUUGGAGCAGGCUACUAUUGAUGAGAUUCGGUCCAAGAUUUCCGAUGCGCGGACUCAGAAUGUAUCUGCCUAUGAUCCGGCUGGACUGGAGAGUCUAGACACCCCUGGCACUUCUCAUAUUGCCGCAGCCGAUCACACAGGCCUUGCUAUCUCAGUUAUCACUACGAUCAACCUGUUGUUCGGUAGCCAGGUCAUGGUCCCAGAGACUGGUAUCAUCAUGAACAACGAGAUGAACGAUUUCUCCAUCCCCGGUUCGUCAAACUCAUUCGGAUACAUUCCCUCUGUCGCCAACUACGUUCGGCCAGGAAAACGGCCUCUAUCCUCCAUCACGCCCGCCAUAGUGGAACGUCCCGACGGAAAACUCUUCCUCCUUGCAGGUUCCGCUGGAGGCAGUCGUAUCAUCACCGCCACCGUCCAGAACAUCAUCCAUUCCCUUGACCAGGGCUUCUCGGCUGCCAAGGCUUUGGCUGAACCCCGUUUACAUGACCAGCUGGUACCGAACCAGGUCACUUUCGAGUAUGCUUUUGACAAUGCGACGGUUGCCUCUAUGAAGGCACGCGGCCACAAUGUUACAUGGAUCGCUCCAGGACAGAGCACUGCGCAUCUCAUUCGGAUCUUGCCCAAUGGGACAUUUGACGCUGCUGGUGAGCCGAGACAGGCCAAUUCGGCUGGAUAUUCUGUAUAG
Messenger RNA from Penicillium bovifimosum, 1767 nucleotides. Its product is annotated as gamma-glutamyltransferase. The transcript is spliced from 7 exons. The record is from RefSeq and is a predicted model, not a curated record. Gene Ontology annotation, molecular function: glutathione gamma-glutamate hydrolase. Gene Ontology annotation, biological process: glutathione catabolic process. Bases 1 to 1767 code for a protein of 588 amino acids. Lineage: Eukaryota; Fungi; Ascomycota; Eurotiomycetes; Eurotiales; Aspergillaceae. Gene Ontology annotation, cellular component: plasma membrane.